Messenger RNA from Rhodofomes roseus, 1374 nucleotides. Its product is annotated as NADH-cytochrome b5 reductase. The record is from RefSeq and is a predicted model, not a curated record. Gene Ontology annotation, molecular function: oxidoreductase activity. The coding region runs from base 91 to 1149 and encodes 352 amino acids. Lineage: Eukaryota; Fungi; Basidiomycota; Agaricomycetes; Polyporales; Fomitopsidaceae. The transcript is spliced from 8 exons.
GCUCUAUGACACGACGGCGAAACCGUAUACAUAUUUACCGUCCCAACCCCAACGACUGGGAUCGUGCGAUUCCCGCUUCCAAGCACUGUGAUGCCCAAUAGCCUCCAGUGGGCCUACUUAACGUCCUUCAUCGGCACCUUCUCCUCUCUCCUCUUCAUCUCUUGGUUCAUCAACGGGAAGCUCAAGGAGGCCGGCUACGACGUUUCACGCCUGAUCCUCAUCGGUCUACCACCCAAGGAAGGUACAAUGUCGGCGCAAGAUAGCUCGUACAGCUCGUCGCCCGCGCCGGCGGGUCUCUUAGGAGGGAAUGCGACGCAGUUGCUUGCGUUGGCUUUGGCUUUGGCGACGAGUGCAUGGAUCUACAAAAAGUUCAGUGCCGCCCAGAAGAAGAAGCCUGUGCUCGACUCAACAAAAUGGCAGGAGUUCCCGCUGAAGGAGAAGAUACAGAUCUCUCCGAACACUGCUAUCUACCGUUUUGCCCUUCCCCAGCCAGACGAUGUCCUCGGCCUGCCCAUUGGCCAGCACAUCUCUGUCUCUGCUGAGAUCAACGGGAAGGACAUCAUGCGUAGCUACACGCCGACGAGCAGCGAUGACAACCGGGGUCACUUCGACUUGCUCAUCAAGUCGUACGAGAAGGGCAACAUCUCCCGCUACGUCUCGCUCCUCAAGAUCGGCGACAACGUCCGCGUCAAGGGUCCCAAGGGCCAGUUCACGUACAAGCCGUCGCAGUGGCGCGUCCUGGGCAUGAUUGCUGGCGGUACAGGCAUCACGCCCAUGCUGCAGGUCAUCCGCGCGGCGCUCAAGAACCCGAACGACCACACGUCGCUCAACCUCAUCUACGCGAACGUGAACUUCGAUGACAUUCUGCUCAAGAAGGAGCUCGACGAGCUCGCCGCGACGCACCCGACCCGCUUCAAGGUGUUCUACGUGCUCAACAACCCGCCCGAGGGCUGGACUGGCGGCGUCGGCUUCGUGUCGAAGGACCAAGUCGAGAACUGGAUGCCCGCGCCGAAUGCGCAUAACGACAUCAAGAUUAUGAUGUGUGGACCGCCGCCAAUGAUGACUGCUAUGAAGAAACACCUAGCGGAACUCAACUACUCAGCUCCUCGAACUGUCAGCAAGCUCGACGAUCAGGUCUUCAUCUUCUAGGGUAUUCUCGCGCAUUCGGUGGCGUCUGGGUGUUCUCUUGGAUAUAGAAGUCUUCGGGUAUGAUCAUAUACAUAUUGCUAAUGCACGAGUGCUCUUUAUUCGCGAUUUUAUGUGGUCGUGAGUGUGACGUGGGUGAGGACAUAGCCUUCCGUUGAGUUCACGGACCGAGCAUGGGGACUGUGUUUGGGGUCACAGUCCCCAACGCAGCGAGCCUGGCUCGCCUCC